UGAAAAGCUGGAUAGCGCAGCCAGAAUGUGCUAGUGCAGGCUCAGUGGGGAGGGGGUCAGAGAGGGGAUUGGGAAGUAAAAGCUGGUGUGUGUUUGUCGUCGUUCAGAGAGCUCUCCCUGGCACUGCAGACGUCCCCUGCUACACUGUAAGAGACGACUGACUGUGUCGACAAUCUGCCAUCAAGUAUGGAGAUAAGGCAAGACUGUAGCUCCCUACGCAUAGACCUGCUGCUCAUUGUUCAUUCUCAGGAGAAACAGACGGAAAGGCAAAACGGUGACGAGGACACCAGUCACAGGACACAAGAAAAAACAACUCUAAAACAGUCCUACUCCAGUAGACACAUCAUCAGCAGCUACGAGAGUGAAGGAAGCAACUGGGAGCCUUCUCCACAACCAACUGCCAAAGACUUUUAUGCUUAUCCAUGGGAUAGAUCCAACUUGAAGUCAUUGCCAGUGAACCUGAAGAACUUUGAGAGACUGGAUACCUAUGCUGUGCAGGUGGGUAAGCGGAAUACAGUUGAGGAGCUAGUCAAUGUGCUGAUGAAAAUAGCACGCACAGACCUGGAGAAGGUUCGGGUUAUCUGGAUGUGGAUGUGUCACAACAUAGAGUAUGACUUAGAAGGUCUGGAUGACAAAUCAAAAAGGUCUGGUGAUCCCAGCCAAACGUUACUCACUGGGAAAGGAGCAUGUGAAGGGUAUGCGGGUCUCUUUCAGAAGAUGUGCAGUCUUGUAGGUAUAAACUGCUUAAAAAUUGGUGGAUAUUCUAAAGGUCACAGCUACACACCUGGGCAAACAUUCUCAGGAGAGACAAACCAUGCUUGGAACGCUGUCUGUUUAAACAGAAAAUGGCACUUAGUAGAUACCACGUGGGGAGCAGGAUUUGCAGACAGCAGGAGCAAUACAUUUAACUUUCGGUACAAUGAGUUUUAUUUCCUGACUCAUCCUGCACUGUUUAUAGAGGAGCAUUUUCCUGAUAACCAAAACUGGCAGCUUCUGAAGGUACCCUUGUCUUUGAAACAAUUUGAAGGAAGCUUGCAUCGUAAAAGUGGCUUCUAUAAUGCUGGACUCAUAGCUCUAUAUCCUGAAACACUUCAGGUGGAGACAGUUAAUGGAAAGGCCACAUUUUCUAUUGAGGGUGGUUGUCCUGCCCUAUUUUCUUUCACCCUCAAUAACACAGAGAAGCCAGGGCUGAUGACUCUGACAAAGAAUGGGAUGCAACUGGACAUCUAUCCUCAGGAAACUGGACGUCACAGGCUUGAGCUGUACACAAAAUCGUACAAUAGUACAAAAGAAAGCUAUGAGAGUGUUGUAGAAUACAUUAUCCACUGUGGAUCUGUUGAUCCAAUAUUCAGAAUUCCCAAAGAGCUUGAUGUUCUAGUUGGGCCUAGCUGGCUGACUGAAAAGAAGGGAUUCUUACAGCCCUUGUGUCGGGACUCAAUAAUCAACACUCAAGAUGGACGCUGUACAGUUGGCUUCACUUUGACAAAGCGGAACACAGUCUUAGCAACAUUACAUUCUGAGCAUAUUACACCAGGAGAUGAAAGAAGACACGUGUUGCAAACUUUACGUGGAAACCGAGUUGAGUUCAAGAUCCAUCUUCCUCAACAAGGUUAUUAUGCCUUAAAAAUACAUAGUUCUACAGGACCAGGAAAAUAUGAAUGUUUCUGCAAUUACCUGGUUGUCUGUAGAAACCCAGAGGUAGUAUGGCCAUCCUUCCCAAAAACACUGGAAAAUCCUGUUGGGCCAAGUUCAUUAAUGGAGAAGAAGGGACUUUUACAGCCAUCGCAUCGUGAACCGAUUAUUUACACCUCAAAUGGCUUUUGUUCCUUGUCCUUUAUGUUGAAGGAAGAUGUAACAAUUAUCACAGCCCUUCUGUGUGAUGAGGCUUCUUUGAAUGACCAUGGAGAGAAAAGAUUUGUCACACAAGCUCAAAGGGGCAACCACAUUGAGCUCCAGAUAAGGCUCCCACAGGCAGGGUCCUAUGUUCUACAGAUUUUUGCCAACAUCAAAACAUCUCCCACCAGUUUUGAAUAUGUGUGUAAUUACCUGAUUUGUUGUUCUAGUAUAAGCACUACACAUUUAGAGGCACCUGCUACUCAACAGAUUCCUGUGGGUUCUGGCAAUAUGGUGGAUAAGAAAGGUUUCCUUAAACCCUCACAACUAGGACAGGUUAUUGAUAGUCCAGAUGGGUGUUGCACAUUAAACUUCUCCCUAGACAGAGAGAUGAAUUGCUUGGCCACAUUACACAGUGACGAUAAAAAAUGGAACACACAAAUGGAAAGAAGAUAUAUCAUACAUAUCCAGAAACAGCGUCAAGUGGAGUUUUUCAUCCAACUUCCUAGACCUGGAUCUUAUGACCUUAGGAUUUAUGCAGAUAGCAGAUUACAGCCUGGAAAUUAUGAGUUUGUAUGUAGUUACCGUAUCGUAUGCACAAACCCAGAAGUAUCGUGGCCUGCCUUCCCAAACAAACUUCAGAAUCCUGUUGGGCCUACAGCUUUGUCAGAAAAAAAUGGCCUCCUGAACCCAUCCAACAAUGAUCCCAUCAUCAACUCUGUUGAUGGACAGUGUUCUGUUUCUUUCACACUCAGGAGAGAAAUGGGUAUUUUUGCCAGACUUCAGUCAGAUGAUGUGCUUUUAACAGAAGAAGCAGAGAGGCGGCAUGUUCUUCAAGUCCAGAAACAGAAUAGAGUAGAGUUUCAGGUACAGCUUCCACAAGCUGGGACAUACAUUCUGAAAAUAUACACAGAAUCAGAACAAGGUAGCUUCAGAUUUGCAUGCAACUAUCUGAUUUCCUGUGUAAAUACACAAGUCAAGUGGCCUUUGCUGCCAAUGGAUCUAUGCAACCCUGUUGGGCCCAAUUCUCUAUCUGAGAAAAAAGGCUUGACACGACCAUCCCAUCUGGAGCCAGUCAUUUGUACAGAUGAUGGCCGGUGUUGUGUCAGUUUUGCCCUGGAUCAAACAAUUGAUAUUGUGGCUACACUCCAUUCUGAUGAUAUCAUAUCAGACGAAGCCAGGAGAAGGCACAUAUUUCAAGUCGAGAAGGAUGGACGUGUAUUGUUCCAUAUCCAGCUUCCCAACGUAGGCACCUAUGUACUGAAAGUAUGCAGCAAGAAAAAGUCUGACUUGAGCAACAUUUAUGACUAUGUCUGCAAUUACCUCUUAAGCUGCUCAAAUCCAAAAAUUAGAUGGCCUUUCUUCCCAUUGAGAUAUAGCUCUUGGGACCCCAGUUAUGAACUACUGGAACCAUUGACCGGAAUUCUGCCAGCCAACAGUGAUGUCCGAUUCAGAAUCAAGGCCCGAGGCCUGGCAGCUGUGUCUGUGAAAGGCAAGAACUUAUACCCCCUUACCUUAGCUUUAGAUGGAUGCUGGGAGGGAAUCUGCACAACAGCAGGUUGUAAGGACAUUCAAGUGUUGGUAACAAAUAAUUUAAACAAGGGCUAUGCAUUGGUCCUGAGCUAUCAAGUAAAAGUUGGUGUACAUCAGUGACAAAUGAGAAGUUCACAUUCCUCUUAAUUUUCAAGUCAGUCACUCACAUGCAGCAGCAGGUCCGAACAAAUACAAAUCAUCUUGGCAAGCACAGGUCCACUAUCAGAGCUUUGAAAACAGGUAUUGGAUACAGGUAGAUUGGCAUGUACUCUGAUGUUCUCCUUAUCAAUGGCUUCAACUCACAAUGAUCUGUAUGCCAUUGAACGUAAAAUACGUAUCUUUAUAUUACAAAACAAACUAUUUUCUACUUUGUAGAAUAUCAUAAUGGAACUUUUCAGACUCAGAGACUGUAAUGGAGAAUUCUCCAGGUGCUUGUAAUUAGGAAAUCGGUACUUGAUUGAAGUAUCUUGUUUCUAUGUAGACAAUUGUAUUACUAGGGCUUUAAAACUGUACAGAGCGCAUGACGUGAGGCAUUUCUGUUACUAAUGAACCUUACUAGCAGAAAAAUCUAUAUGUAUGUAUCAUAUUCUCUGUCACUACAAUACAUGAAUGUAGAUGUUUAAAAGACAAACUGUAAAUGGAUAUAUGUUUCACUGUUGUACAUAUUGGCGAGCCAGUUCUUUGUGAGGUCAAAUUUAUUGUUUAUAAAACACACCACCAAGUAUAGUAUGCCAGUAUAUACUACCAACGGCUUGUGAAACAAACUUAAUCUAUGGCUUUCCAUAUGGAGAUCUAAAACACACACACACAUAUUUGUUUUUUUUUAUUAAUAAUUUUUUUUUAAUAAUCCAGCUGUAUAUUGAAUUACUGAUCGCUCUGAAGGUUUGAGUAACAACUGUAAUACAGCAUUUAGGCAUAAUAAAAUCUAGACUAUAAUAAUAAUAAUAAUAAUAAUAAUAAUAAUAAUA
This is a messenger RNA of Pelobates fuscus (common spadefoot toad), 4334 nucleotides long. Its product is annotated as kyphoscoliosis peptidase-like. Gene Ontology annotation, cellular component: cytoplasm. The record is from RefSeq and is a predicted model, not a curated record. The transcript has 9 exons. Gene Ontology annotation, biological process: neuromuscular junction development; muscle organ development. NCBI's taxonomy places the organism in Eukaryota, Metazoa, Chordata, Amphibia, Anura, Pelobatidae. Bases 187 to 3486 code for a protein of 1099 amino acids.